GAUUUUACCGUGCUUCCUUGCGCCUCUGCUUCGCACCCCGCCUCUGCCGGCGUCGCCGCGCGCACCCCACACACACCAUCCAUCCAUCCACCCACCGCCUUCUCGCACGAUUGCUUUUGCAAUCCCGGGUCGCCGCACGCACGCGAGCAGGCGGCUAUCACCUCGAUGCCACUGCCGGGCUGGAAUCCGCUGGCGCCCGUACUCCAGACCGUCGCCGCCUUCUCCCGCCACAUCCUCAUCGCCCCCGACGCCGGCCCCGAUGACCACCGCCUCCGCCCCCUCCUAGCGCUCUCCCUCUCCCCGCCUUCGCCGGCACCACCGCGGCCGGAGGUUCUCAAUCUCAAGAAGGAUAAGGAUGCCAAGGAGGCGCCCCUGACGAAGGAGGAGGUCGGCCGGGCCACGUGGAUGCUGCUUCACACCAUCGCAGCGCAGUUCCCUGACGAACCCACGAGGCAGCAAAAGCGGGAUGCAAAGGAGUUGAUGCAUAUAAUCUCGAGGCUAUAUCCUUGCAAAGAAUGUGCUGAUCACUUCAAGGAAGUUUUGAAAUCAAAUCCUGUGCAGGCUGGAUCUCAGGCUGAAUUCUCCCAGUGGUUAUGUUACGUGCACAACGUGGUUAAUCGAAGAAUCAUAGGAAAAGUAAGGUCUCAGGGCCAAAAAGAGGAAAACUGAGCUCCUAAUUAAGGGCCUUGGGAAGCCAAUAUUUCCCUGCCAAAGAGUAACUGCGCGAUGGGGUAAGCUCGAUUGCCCUGAGCGCUCGUGUGAUCUAGAAGGCAACAUCGACAUCAUGCCAAACCGAUGACAUGGCCAAGAAAUCGCUUGAACUUUCUACCCCACAGAUGAUUUGUAUACCACUAAUCGAUGAGCACUUGAGCAAUACCAGGGAGAUAAGAAAGAGAAUUCAGGACUCCGUGCUGACAUAUAUCCAUAUGCUUCUGUAGUCUGUAUCCUUUGGUGCUGGACCGUUGGUAGUAAAAGAAAUGAAUGUCUCAUGAUAUUUGUACUCUGUCUAUGCCCUAGUCUGAUGUCUAAUGCUUUCUUUAUCUACCAAACCAUACCCCAUACCAAUCCGUGCAGAUUUUCAUUUUUGUGCAACCGUCUUAUGUCUGAGCAGUUUUUUUAUAAUAUCACAA
Molecule: messenger RNA, 1130 nt
Organism: Sorghum bicolor (sorghum)
Lineage: Eukaryota; Viridiplantae; Streptophyta; Magnoliopsida; Poales; Poaceae
Product: FAD-linked sulfhydryl oxidase ERV1
Exons: 7
Coding region: 166-669 (167 amino acids)
Cellular component (GO): mitochondrion
Molecular function (GO): flavin adenine dinucleotide binding; flavin-dependent sulfhydryl oxidase activity
Source: RefSeq, a predicted model, not a curated record